Molecule: messenger RNA, 1107 nt
Organism: Mobula hypostoma (lesser devil ray)
Lineage: Eukaryota; Metazoa; Chordata; Chondrichthyes; Myliobatiformes; Myliobatidae
Gene: abhd14a
Product: abhydrolase domain containing 14A
Exons: 7
Coding region: 70-1002 (310 amino acids)
Cellular component (GO): cytoplasm
Source: RefSeq, a predicted model, not a curated record
CGCAGCACCGCCUCCGACCAAUCUGAGCAGAGCGACGAGGGCCCAGCUUUCUCCCUUUAGAGGAAAAAUAUGCGAACCUGUUCAUCCACCGGAAAUAACCUGAUGAUCUUUGCAUUUCUUAUUGGAGCUACAGUUUUAGUCUACUAUUUUCUUCCUAACGUCCUGCUUUCUGAUACCAAGCCUUCAGGGCUCCCACAGACACUUGGUAUGAGUAACAGCCGGCAGCUCUCAGUCAAUGUCACUGUGCAUUAUACCCAAAGUGCAGUAACACUGGACAUGUUCUACAGAGAAGCAGUACCACCAGGAAAGGAUGGAGAAAGAUCACAGCCUAGAUUGGAAAUACUGCUGCUACAUGGACAGGCAUUCAGCUCUAAGACCUGGGAAAGUCUUGGGACACUUAACCUUCUUGCACAACGGGGAUACCGAGCUCUCGCAGUGGACUUACCAGGUUUUGGAAAUACUUCACCCUUGGAGGUUGGGAAAACAGACAAGGACCGGGCUGACUUCUUGUUGACCCUCAUGAAUGCUGUGGGCCUUCAGACACCAGUCCUGAUCAGUCCAUCAAUGAGUGGGCGUUUCUCCAUCCCGUUUGUGAUGUUUCAUAACCAGAGACUGAAGGGCUUUGUCCCUGUUGCACCCAUCGGGACAAAUGCCUACAGUGCUGAGCAGUAUCAGAAAAUCCAGACCCCAACACUCAUUGUAUUUGGAGAACAGGACACAAACCUGGGUGUACAGUCCCUGAAGAAUCUCAGACAUCUUCCUCAUCACAACAUCGUCAAAAUACCCACAGCACACCAUGCUUGCUAUCUGGAUGAACCAAAAAAGUUUCAUGAUGCUCUGUUGGACUUUCUAACUAAACUUCAAACAACAGGAAUUCUGCAGAUGCUGGAAAUUCAAGCAACCCACAUCAAAGUUGCUGGUGAACGCAGCAGGCCAAGCAGCAUCUAUAGGAAGAGGCGCAGUCGACGUUUCAGGCCGAGACCCUUCGUCAGGACUAACUGAAGGAAGAUUACCAUGGCUGCCCUAAGACCUCUUACCAAGCCUAAUAUUGUGAAGAAACGCAGGAAGAAGUUCAUCCGUCACCAGUCAGAUCGCUAUGUGAAAAUU